AGUGUAUUCAUCAGAGUUUGGAGGAUAAUAAUAGAUGUCCCAAGUGUAACUAUGUUGUGGAUAAUAUUGACCAUCUGUAUCCUAAUUUCUUGGUGAAUGAGCUCAUUCUCAAACAGAAGCAAAGAUUUGAGGAAAAGAGGUUCAAAUUGGACCACUCAGUGAGUAGCACCAAUGGCCACAGGUGGCAAAUAUUUCAGGAUUUGUUGGGAACUGAUCAAGAUAACCUUGAUUUGGCCAAUGUCAACCUCAUGUUGGAAUUACUAGUGCAGAAGAAGAAACAACUGGAAGCAGAAUCACAUGCAGCCCAACUACAGAUCCUUAUGGAAUUCCUCAAGGUUGCAAGAAGAAAUAAGAGAGAGCAACUGGAACAGAUCCAGAAGGAGCUGAGUGUUUUGGAAGAGGAUAUUAAAAGAGUGGAAGAAAUGAGCGGCUUGUACUCUCCUGUCAGUGAGGAUAGCACAGUACCUCAAUUUGAAGCUCCUUCUCCAUCACACAGUAGUAUUAUUGAUUCCACAGAAUACAGCCAGCCUCCUGGUUUCAGUGGCAGUUCUCAGACAAAGAAACAGCCUUGGUAUAACAGCACAUUAGCAUCAAGAAGAAAACGACUCACUGCUCAUUUUGAAGACUUAGAGCAAUGUUACUUUUCUACAAGGAUGUCUCGUAUUUCAGAUGAUAGUAGAACUGCAAGCCAGUUGGAUGAAUUUCAGGAAUGCUUGUCUAAGUUUACUCGAUACAAUUCAGUACGACCUUUGGCUACAUUGUCAUAUGCUAGUGAUCUGUAUAAUGGUUCCAGCAUAGUCUCUAGUAUUGAAUUUGACCGGGAUUGUGACUAUUUUGCAAUUGCUGGGGUUACAAAGAAAAUUAAAGUCUAUGAAUAUGGCACAGUCAUUCAGGAUGCGGUGGAUAUUCAUUACCCUGAAAAUGAAAUGACCUGCAAUUCCAAAAUCAGCUGUAUCAGUUGGAGUAGUUACCAUAAGAAUCUGUUAGCCAGCAGUGAUUAUGAAGGCACCGUCAUCCUAUGGGAUGGAUUUACAGGACAGAGGUCAAAGGUCUAUCAGGAGCACGAGAAAAGGUGUUGGAGUGUUGACUUUAAUUUGAUGGAUCCUAAACUCUUGGCUUCUGGUUCUGAUGAUGCAAAAGUGAAGCUAUGGUCUACCAACCUAGACAACUCAGUGGCAAGCAUUGAGGCGAAGGCUAAUGUGUGCUGUGUUAAAUUCAGCCCCUCUUCUCGAUACCAUUUGGCUUUCGGCUGUGCAGAUCACUGUGUCCACUACUAUGAUCUUCGUAACACUAAGCAGCCAAUCAUGGUAUUCAAAGGACACCGAAAAGCAGUAUCUUAUGCAAAGUUUGUGAGUGGUGAGGAAAUUGUUUCUGCCUCAACAGAUAGCCAGCUAAAGCUGUGGAAUGUAGGGAAACCGUACUGUCUACGUUCCUUCAAGGGUCACAUCAAUGAAAAAAACUUUGUAGGCCUUGCUUCCAAUGGUGAUUAUAUAGCUUGUGGAAGUGAGAACAACUCUCUUUAUUUGUACUAUAAAGGACUUUCUAAGACUUUGCUAACUUUUAAGUUUGAUACGGUCAAAAGUGUUCUGGAUAAAGACCGAAAAGAAGAUGAUACAAAUGAAUUUGUUAGUGCUGUGUGCUGGAGGGCACUGCCAGAUGGGGAGUCCAAUGUGCUGAUUGCUGCUAACAGUCAGGGUACAAUUAAGGUGCUGGAGUUGGUAUGAAGGGUUUACUCAAGUUAAAUUGUGUUUGAUCCUGCUGAAAUACAUCUGCAGCUGACAAUGAGAGAAGACAGAAACUGUCAUGUAAUGUCUCUCCCCAAAGUCAUCAUGGGUUUUGGAUUUGUUUUGAGUAUUUUUUUCUUUUCCUUUUCUUUUCUCUUUCAUGACCUUUGGGACAUUGGGACUACCCAGUGAACUCUCCACCAUCAAUGUAACUCUAUGGACUUUGCUGCUGUUGGUGGUGUGGUUAUCUAAUUUUUGUGAUAGGGAAAGAAAUUCUUUUGAAUAAAAAUAAAUAACAAAAAAAUAAUAAAAGUUUAUUGAGCCACA
Messenger RNA from Lontra canadensis (Northern American river otter), 2051 nucleotides. RefSeq names its product COP1 E3 ubiquitin ligase (gene COP1). Gene Ontology annotation, biological process: proteasome-mediated ubiquitin-dependent protein catabolic process. The record is from RefSeq and is a predicted model, not a curated record. The coding region runs from base 249 to 1724 and encodes 491 amino acids. NCBI's taxonomy places the organism in Eukaryota, Metazoa, Chordata, Mammalia, Carnivora, Mustelidae. The transcript has 18 exons. Gene Ontology annotation, molecular function: ubiquitin protein ligase activity; protein binding.